Messenger RNA from Myotis myotis, 841 nucleotides. RefSeq names its product lamina-associated polypeptide 2, isoforms beta/gamma-like. Gene Ontology annotation, molecular function: DNA binding. NCBI's taxonomy places the organism in Eukaryota, Metazoa, Chordata, Mammalia, Chiroptera, Vespertilionidae. The record is from RefSeq and is a predicted model, not a curated record. The transcript has 4 exons. The coding region runs from base 251 to 694 and encodes 147 amino acids.
GUGUGGGCUGGGUCGGUGCGGGCUGCACUUGGCCCGCGGUUCUGCUCCGGGGCUUUUGUGUCCGCCUUUUGCUUUGCUUUCUGUGCGCGUUUUUGUUUUUGUUUUUGUCUUUUUUUUUUUUUCCUCCGCGCGCUGCUCCCCAGCGGAAGCCGGGAGGCUCGGAGGCAGCAGCCCUCACCCCGGGCGAGGAGCGAGCGCGCCGGCGGGAGCACCGGAGUGGCGGCUGCGGGGAGAGGGGUUCGCCGCGGAGAUGGCGGAGUUCCUGCAAGACCCCUGGGUCCUGACGACGGAGAAGCUGAAGAGGGAGCUGGUGGCCCACAAUGUGCCGCUGCCGGCGGGGCAGCCGCGCAAAGACGUGUACGUGCAGCUCUACCUGCAGCACCUCACGGCGCGCAACCGGCCGCCGCUCGCCGCCGGCGCCGACAGCCAAGCGCCCCCGGACUUGUCCGGCGACGAGGAGCGCAAGCCCAGCCCCGUCCUCACCGCCCCGGUCCUCGCCGCCCCCGUCCUCGCCGCCGCGGGCCGCAGCCGCAGGAAAGCCACAAAGAAAACUGAUAAACCCAGACUAGAAGAUAAAGAUGAUUUAGAUGUAACUGAACUCACUAAUGAAGCUCUUCUGAAUCAGCUUGUGAAAUAUGGGGUGAAUCCUGGCCCUAUUGUGGCUGUGGUUGAUGUGAAUACUGCCCCCUUGUGAUAGUAACAGCAAACCAUCCCAUGACAAUGGACCGUGUAGAGAAGAACGUUAAGAAAAGAAAAUAUAGUGAGGAUUUUUUACAGUAUGGUUUCACAUCAAUAAUUACAGAAGGAAUUGAGAAACCUCAAUGUGUUAUUUGUUGUGACG